AUGAUGCAAGACCGGAUGGCUGCCUACAAGGCUCAAAAGCUGGCGGCUGGACAGAGCUCCCCCUCCUCGGCCGCGGGUCAACCUGUCGAAAUGUCGACACUCUCAGAGAAGGAAGGACUAGAGACAAUGACUGGCUUUCUGGAAGAGGCUGCCUCGAUCCAGAACGCCAUUAACGACUUUUCCGGCGACAUUUCCCGUAUUGGCACGCUCAAUGUACGUGCUUUGGACGCCAUUGGGGACAGUACGGGCCCCGCCACGGAGCUCGACGCGCUUGUCGCUGCCACCUUGCAACGUAGCACGGUGUUGAAAGAGCGAAUAAGGAGGCUGCAGGAGGCGGUCAACAGCAAUCCCGCGCUACGGCGGCAGGAGAAGGAGAUGCGCCAAAAUCGGGCCACAUUUGUCCGCCAGAAGUUUGUUGAGGCGGUUCAGGCAUACCAGAAGGUCGAGCAAGAGCAUAGGGCGCGGUCACGGACGAGAAUUGAGCGGCAAAUCCGUAUUGUCAAGCCCGACGCGACACAGGAGCAGAUUACCCAGGCAAUUUCGAGUGGAGAGGGAAGCCAGGUGUUCAUGCAAGCUUUGACCUCGAAUGCAGACUACGCUCAUGCUCGAUCAGCCUAUAACGAGGUCCAAGCUCGUGCCCAAGAUUUGCGGAAGAUGGAGGAGACGCUAGCCCAGCUAGCGCAGCUCUUCAAUGAUAUGGCAGUUCUUGUCGACCAACAGAACGAGACACUCGUCGCCAUUGAGGACAACGCGCAAAAGGCGGAAGAACACGCGGAGGAAGGCGCAAAGCAGGUGGGCAUAUCAGUGGACAUCGCACGCCGACUGCGCAAGAAGCGUUGGAUCUGUUUCUUCAUCGUGCUGAUCAUUGUCAUCAUCCUCGCGGUGGUGUUAGCAGUCCAGUUUGCACCGAAAAAAUGA
Mycena indigotica is the source of this 918-nucleotide messenger RNA. RefSeq names its product Syntaxin-like protein. Gene Ontology annotation, molecular function: SNARE binding; SNAP receptor activity. Lineage: Eukaryota; Fungi; Basidiomycota; Agaricomycetes; Agaricales; Mycenaceae. The coding region runs from base 1 to 918 and encodes 305 amino acids. The transcript has 7 exons. The record is from RefSeq and is a predicted model, not a curated record. Gene Ontology annotation, biological process: intracellular protein transport; exocytosis; vesicle fusion. Gene Ontology annotation, cellular component: SNARE complex; plasma membrane; endomembrane system.